Molecule: messenger RNA, 177 nt
Organism: Prunus armeniaca (apricot)
Lineage: Eukaryota; Viridiplantae; Streptophyta; Magnoliopsida; Rosales; Rosaceae
Source: the annotation of a GenBank genome assembly
AUGUUGCUUCCUUUUGUUUUUCCAAGGAAAGACUUGGGAAAGUACCAAGAUCGCCAGCCUGACGGAUUUGAUGAACCAGCUCAGCACAAGUGGAUGGACUUGACAGAAAGUUCGUCUUUAGCUGAUCAGACACGCCUGCAUCCUCUACAGGGGUGGACUUGUCCACCUUGGGAUUAG